Molecule: messenger RNA, 1019 nt
Organism: Colletotrichum destructivum
Lineage: Eukaryota; Fungi; Ascomycota; Sordariomycetes; Glomerellales; Glomerellaceae
Exons: 3
Coding region: 133-381 (82 amino acids)
Source: RefSeq, a predicted model, not a curated record
CUCUUGAACCUACCGAUUUUUUCUCAUGCCUCGCUUGUCCACGAUCCGAUUAUACCAUACUGAUCGGUUUGGAUCUCCUACUACGCUUUUGAGAUAGUGUAACUUGGAAAUCUGAUUCGUUUAAAAGACUUCAUGGUUCUACAAAUUCAAACUAUCGACGACCCCGAAUAUGAUUUCAGCGAGGCAGAAGGUACGGCACAAACAAUUAUUGGGAAAGGACAGGUGGUUACCUUCAAAGACGCCUUCAUCUGGGAAUACAAGACCGGACAAAAAGACCCCAAACCGAUCAACGUAUACGGGAUUCAAACAGGAAAGACAACGGUACCAUCGGGGACAACGAUAUAUGUGGGCGGCAGUGGAGGUAAAGUCAACGUUGCCUAGGUCUUCGUUUGAAUAAUACAUCCCUGAUAAAAGUCCCCUCUCGCGUAUCCAUGGAUACGCAUAGCUGCGCCCCAUCGUUAGCAUCAUGGGAUAUGUUCAUCCAUACACAUUUAGUCUUGUCAUGGUGUUUCUGAAGUCUCCCAAGACUUCUGGUAUACAAUCCCGCAAGACCACUUCAGGCUUGGGUACUAUUUCAAUACCGUUAGCGACGAAGUACCGCAGUCCUGCAUGGAUCUCCAGACAGAUGCCAAACAGCUUCUGGGCAACCUCCUGCACUUUGUUGGACAUUAUUUCCACAGUCAGGUAGCAUCCAUAUCGCGUCGAGUAUGGGUCGUUUGGAAAGGACAUGGAAAUAGCCGCGACAUAAGCGCCGGUAUUGCACGGAUCAGGUGUUCUCUUCGUGACACGACAAAGGUAGGUUGGAAAUAAGCGUCGCAUGUUGUCGAGCGGUGCGUUCACAAACGUGUGUUCGGUGUCAUUCGGGGUGUCAUAAGCGGUAUCGUCCCCAGACCGCUGGUCAACAGGCUCAAGAGAUGGUUGAGCGGCGGAUCCGGGUCUUGUAGUUGUUUCUGAAGUGUCCGAAUCUUCCGAGUUUUCCGAGUUUUCGGGGUUGAUCUGAAGAGAUGUGCCUAGAGAUG